AUGUAAAACAACUCGCCAAUCAAAGGUCGACGCAUUUCAAACCAGAUUAAGUUGACUGGGAAAGUUCUUAAAAAGAAGACAGCGUCAGAGGUGGAGAUCAUAGGUCCUUCUGGGAGAGAUAUGGAUACUAGUGUGGUUGCUAAAAUUUAAAUAAUGUAGUAUGAGAACCUGAAAUCGCAUAUGCAGUAGUGUCAAAGUGAACUUAAAGUUGCAAAGAGUACGGAAAAGAUAAAGAAAAAAAAGUCACUAGAUCGCCAUGCUGCCAUCAAGAAGAGUCAGCAGUUGUACAAGAAAAAAAAGAAAUCUACGAAAAUUAAAAAGAGUGUUAGUGCUGAAAGAGUUAAGAGUCAAACCUUAGAGUUCUCAUCUCCAGAGUGUGUACGACGUAAGAAGGCAGCCACUUUUUUUAAUGAAAAGCCCAACACUCUCUAAGAUCAUCGCGAACGUCUAGGACUUAGUUUCUUAAAUAAGAUUGGCACUAAGAGAAUUGAUUAAAUUUUAGAGCGUAUUUUAGUGAUUCUAUAGCGUUAGGUAAUAGGAUGUCAUCAAUAGAACAAUCACAUCAUCCUCCGCUCACUCCUGAGAAACAUCGCUUUCCUCAUGAAAUAAAGCAUUACAUGAAGGAGAAAAAGAAGUUCUAUUCACAAUUAGAUUCCAUUAAGCAACAAUCCAUGUUAGAAAAGAAAAAGCACAUUGAUGAGAAUCUGCGUUCUUUGGCUGAAAUAGCGAAAAGAAAUUCUCUUUCGAAUAGUAGAUCACCGCCGAGAGACAGUACAAAUAAAGUUAGUGCAAAACCACUUAUGUUAAGUUAUGUGGCUAAUCGCAAAAGUACUUCACGUAAAUCGGGAGUCCCUAAAUCUUUGAGGGAACAAUUUAAGUAAUUGGAGGCUCGUUAUAAAACUUUAAAGAGUAAUAGUGAUGUUAUAUCAUUGAGAGAAUCUAGAAACUACGAACACGAAAUGAAAGAAUAAGCAGCCAAAUGCAUCUAGAGAUGGUUUAAAGGAUUCAAAGCAAGGAAACUAUGGUAGAAGAAGAAAGAAAAGAAGCUACUCAAAAUAUAGUAAUUCUAAUAAUUGAAGGACUCUGAGAUGGCAAGAUGGGAUAAUCUUAAAGCAUUCCUAUAAAAUCUAUAAGUCAAGUAAGAUAUGGUUGUGAUGGCAGAUUUGAUUGAAAGUUUAAUUAAAUAUGCCGAUUUCAACAAAGAAAAUGUGUUAUCAAACACUAUUGAAUAACCUUAAAUCAAAUUAAAACCUUAGAAGUUGAUCAUUGAAAAAUCUGAAGUAUUCCCUCCGCAAAUUGGACAAAUCCUUUACCUUAGAGGCGAAUUAAUUAAGGAGAGAGAAAAGAAGGAAAAGUAGAUCUUGAAGGAUCUCCUUGUUUAAGAGAGGAUCUCUCCUCGCUCCUUUGGUUUGAAGGAACAAGAAAUUUAGAAGUGGGGGGAAAAAGAAUUGGAAGCUUUGGAAAUCAGCAAAUAAGCAAUAAAGGAUGGAUGGUUUAAAGCCUACGAAACAAUUCAAAAAACUCAAAAGGACUUAAGGUUUGUGCAGAAAUUAGGGGAUGAUCAUUUCAGCAAGAUGAUGCCAGUGAGUGUUAGUCAAAGUAAUCUACUGAAAAAUUAACUCAAUGAUUUAAAAAUUAAUGUAAUUGUUAUGAAUUAUCUAUAGUUGUUAAGGGCUAGCUAUUCUGAGGAGAAUCUCAUAGAUUAAAAGAAGAAACCACUUUAACAUUCGGAAUAAUUGGAUAAUUAAGAAUAGUAAUUAGCAUCAUACAACUCAAAUUAAUCAAAUAAGACUUUGUCAUCGUACAUCCAAGGUCUAGAAGUAAUAUAUUACCUUAGUAAGGGAUGUUCCAAUAGAAGCGGAAGAGUAGGGACAAGUUGAGAAUCUGCAGUAUGUAUAGACUCAUGUUGGCUAUGUUAAACAUUAUUUAGAGGACAUCAAAUUAAUAGUUAAAAAUCAAUAUCAGAAUCAAUUCUUAUAAAUCAUCAACUUGAGUAUUGGUCCGUCUCCCUUUGAAAUUUUGAGAUUCUUUAGAUUAACUGAAGAAAUGCUGGAACAAUCCUUGGAUGGUGGAUUCAUUCAUUAAGCAGUCUUGAAUUUGGAUAUAUUUUCAAUUAAGGAGAAGGUGGGAACAGAAGAGGUUUGUGUCAAUGAGAUGGAAAGAAUACAUAACAAAGCUAUUUUUGAUGCUUUCAAUGAGGCUUUGGAUUAUCACCGCCCAUUUGGUAUCAAGGGUAGACCAUUACCUUGGAGGAAGAAUGUAAUAUGUAGGCAAGUAAACUCUGUUGAAGAUACUCUUGAGAAAUCGGCAAUAAGGGUUGUGCAAUGGGCUGAAACUCUAAGUGGUAUACUAUUACCAUAAGGUAGUUAAGUGGAUAAUGACAUUUUGCCACAAGUUAGAGAAGAAAGAUUGGAUAAGAUGUUAAAGUAGGAAGUAAAUAAGCUAUUCAUUAUAUGUAGGUAUUCGAAACAGAUGACAGAUGGUAGGAAUUUGAUGAAGAACACACUGAAGUAGCUUUGGAGUUGAGUGAAUUGAUAUUCAAUCAUCUCAUUACUGAAGUAAUCACUGAAUUAAAAAUUUGA
Messenger RNA from Paramecium octaurelia, 2582 nucleotides. The record is from the annotation of a GenBank genome assembly. NCBI's taxonomy places the organism in Eukaryota, Ciliophora, Oligohymenophorea, Peniculida, Parameciidae.